Messenger RNA from Nyctereutes procyonoides (raccoon dog), 1971 nucleotides. Its product is annotated as cadherin-1-like. Gene Ontology annotation, cellular component: plasma membrane; adherens junction; catenin complex. The transcript has 13 exons. Lineage: Eukaryota; Metazoa; Chordata; Mammalia; Carnivora; Canidae. Gene Ontology annotation, molecular function: calcium ion binding; zinc ion binding; cadherin binding. Bases 1 to 1971 code for a protein of 656 amino acids. The record is from RefSeq and is a predicted model, not a curated record. Gene Ontology annotation, biological process: calcium-dependent cell-cell adhesion; multicellular organism development; cell-cell junction assembly.
AUGACGAGGAGCAGAACUAGUGGCCUUUCAAUAUCACAGGCAGAUAUUCUACCGAACCUGCCGGGUCAUCAGGCCAGCUGCGAACUGCUGGUCUGGUACGGGGACGAGUACGGCCAGGAGCCGGGCAUCAAGUGGGGAAGCAAGUGGAAAAGCGAGCUCACAGCAGGGAAAGCAGAACCUAACCCAGAGAUACAUCCAUGUCCAUCCUGCUCUCUGGCCUUCUUCAGUCAGAAAUUCCUCAGCCAGCAUUUGGAACACAAUCACCCUUCUCAGAUCCUCCCACGAAUAUCUCUUUUUGCCCAGAGGAUGCCUUUCAGUGAGGGGGCUCCCAAGACACCUCAAAAGCUGGGGUUGGGGGUGAAAGAUCAGCAUGGCAAUGAGACCCUCCAGCAGGGUGCUCACGCUGGAUACCAGAUGGAAGUGCUAACCUUCCCUCAUGCCCGCUUCGGUCUCAAGAGGCAAAAGAGAGACUGGGUUGUCCCUCCCAUCUCCAUCCCAGAGAAUGAAAGAGGGCCAUUCCCAAAGAUGGUGGCUCAGGUCAAAUCUAACAAGAACAAGGAAAUCCAGGUUUUCUACAGCAUCACUGGCACAGGCGCUGAUGAACCUCCUUAUGGCGUGUUUAUCAUGGACAGAGAAACAGGAUGGCUGAAAGUGACGAAGCCCCUGGACAGAGAAAAAAAAUCCCACUAUGUUCUUUUCCUUCAUGCUGUGUCUUCAACUGGGAAUGCUGUGGAGGAUACAUUGGAGAUUGUGAUCACAGUGACAGACCAGAAUGACAACAGACCCGAAUUCACCCAGGCAGUCUUUGAGGGGUCUGUGAUGGAAAGAGCCCAUCCAGGAACAUCCGUGCUACAAAUCACCGCAACAGAUGUGGAUGACCACGAGAACACCUACAAUGCAGCCAUUGUUUACACCAUCCUCAGCCAAGAUCCCUUGGUACCUUACUCCAACAUGUUCGCUAUCAACCGGCAAACAGGAGUCAUCUCUGUGCUCAAUCCUGGGCUGGACCAACAGAGUGCUCCUGCAUACACCCUGACAGUCCAAGCUGCUGACCUCCAAGGUGAAGGCUUAAGUUGCAGAGCAAAGGCCGUGAUCACAGUCACCCAGAGCAACCCUAACCCUCCCAUCUUCAGCCCCACUUCGUACACGGGCCAGGUGUUUGAGAACAAGGUGGAUGCAGGGAUAGUGAGGCUGUACGUGAAAGAUGCUGACGCUGCUGGCUCCCCAGCAUGGAAGGCAGUGUUCUCCAUCCUCAAUGACAGAGGUGGCCUCUUUACUAUCACCACGGACCCUGAGACCAAUGACGGCCUUUUGAAAACAGCCAAGGGCUUGGAUUUUGAGACCACGCAGCAAUACACGCUUUAUGUGACAGUGGUGAAUGAGGUGCCCUUGGCAUCUCUUUCCACAUCCACAGCCACAGUCACUGUGGACGUGGUUGACGUGAAUGAGGCUCCUGUCUUUGUACCCCCGACAAAGAUGGUGGAAAUGCCCAAGGAUGUUGGUGUGGGCCAGGAAAUCACAUCGUACAGGGCCCAGGACCCAGACAGCUUUCAGUCUCAGAAAAUCAGGUACCAGAUAUGGGACGACCCAAGCCAUCGGUUGGACAUCAACUCAGAAACAGGUGUCAUUUCCACUCGAGCCAGUCUGCAAAUGGAGGACAUGAAAACCCAAACAUUUUCAGCUGUUGUCAUAGCAGCAGACAAUGGCCAGCCUCCUGCCACGGGCACCGGGACCCUGCUCCUCACUUUCUCUCACAUAGACUGCCCAGGAGUAGACUCACACUGCCUUGACAUCUGCCAGAGGGGACCAGAGUCUCAGGCUAUGGACCAUUUGAAUAUUUAUUAUGACAAUUUUCUGGUAGAUAUGGGUCUUGAAGAAGAAGCACCUUAUUCUAAUUUGCCUAUAGAUGCCAAAAGAGACCUUGUCAUCUUCUCAUUAGAGAAGUUUCCAGAGUAUGCAAUGUCCCAAUGA